Molecule: messenger RNA, 2436 nt
Organism: Olea europaea var. sylvestris
Lineage: Eukaryota; Viridiplantae; Streptophyta; Magnoliopsida; Lamiales; Oleaceae
Product: SEC1 family transport protein SLY1-like
Exons: 3
Coding region: 184-2064 (626 amino acids)
Biological process (GO): intracellular protein transport; endoplasmic reticulum to Golgi vesicle-mediated transport
Cellular component (GO): cytosol; Golgi membrane
Molecular function (GO): syntaxin binding
Source: RefSeq, a predicted model, not a curated record
UGAUAAAUAGCACUAUUCUCCGCUAACAAAAAAAUACUCGUUUUGUUUUCUGUCGAACAACUACUCGCGAGAAAAUGGUAAUAUGGACCAACUCAUUUCAAGCAACACCCUAUCUUCCGUUUCUUUGUGCAACAACCAAAACAUCAUUUUCCAGAAGGAAGCAAAGAUAAAUCGUGAUCGACGAUGGCACUCAAUCUCCGGCUAAAGCAAACGGAGUGCAUAAUCCGGAUGCUCAAUCUGAACCAGACAGUAAUUAACCCGGUUGGUGGCGGAGUGGGGACGGCAAACGAAGAGGUGUACAAGAUCCUGAUUUACGAUAGGUUCUGCCAGGAUAUACUGUCGCCGCUGAUCCACGUCAAGGAUCUGCGGAAGCAUGGUGUCACGCUCUACUUUCUUGUCGACAAGGAUCGCAAGCCAGUCCACGAUGUCCCCGCUGUAUACUUCGUUCAGCCUACCCAACUCAACAUCCAGCGUAUAGUCUCGGAUACGUCCAGGGCGCUCUAUGAUUCGUUUCACCUCAAUUUCUCCUCCUCCAUUCCCAGGCCCCUCCUCGAGGACCUCGCAUCUGGAGCAGUUAAUUCGGAUUCAAUUCAGAGAAUUUCCAAGGUCCAUGAUCAGUAUUUGGAAUUUGUGACCCUUGAGGAUAAUUUAUUUUCGCUUGCUAAUAAGAAUUGCUACGUUCAAUUAAAUGAUCCCUCAGCUGGGGAUAAAGAGAUUGAGGAAAUAGUUGAAAAAAUUGUCAAUGGGUUGUUUUGUGUGUUGGCAACGCUUGCUGUUGUGCCAAUUAUUAGGUGUCCCCGUGGAGGGCCCUCUGAGAUGGUGGCAUCCUUACUUGAUCAGAGGUUGCGUGAUCAUUUGUUGGCAAAGAACAAUUUGUUCACUGAGGGUGGGCAUUUCACGAGCUCGUUUCAGAGGCCGAUUUUAUGUAUAUUUGAUAGGAACUUCGAGCUGUCUGUGGCCAUACAGCAUGAAUUUAGGUAUAAGCCGCUAGUUCAUGACGUGCUUGGGAUGAGGUUGAAUAGAUUGAAUGUCAAAGGGGAGAAAGGUGGGAUGAAGUCGUAUGAAUUGGAUCAUUCGGACCCAUUUUGGAUGGCAAAUGGGUCAUUAGAGUUUCCAGAAGUGGCUGUUGAAAUUGAGACGCAGUUAAGCAAGUAUAAGAAAGAUGUUGAGGAGGUAAAUAGGCGAACUGGAGGAAAUGCUGGGGCUGAGUUCGAUGGGUCAGAUCUGAUUGGCAACACAAAGUUUCUGAUGAGUGCAGUAAAUUCUUUGCCUGAAUUGACUGAACGGAAGCAAGUGAUUGAUAAGCACACUAAUAUUGCUACUGCGUUGUUGGGUGAGAUUAAGGAAAGAUCUCUGGAUUCUUAUGCCAAAAUGGAAAGUGAAAUGAUGAUCAGAGGUGGAAUUGAUAAGAAUGAGCUUCUUAGCAUGCUCAGGGGGAAAGGAGAUAAAAUGGAUAAACUGAGGUUUGCUAUAAUGUAUCUCAUAUCAACUGAAAGCCUUUCUCCUUCAGAAGUUGAAAUGGUUGAAGUUGCACUGAGGGAGUCCGAGGUUGAUACCAGUGCAUUUCAGUAUGUGAAGAAGAUAAAGUCAUUAAAUAUUGCAUUAGCAUCAGCAAAUUCUGCCAGCAGGAGCAAUAUCGUCGACUGGGCUGAAAAACUGUAUGGGCAGUCGAUCAGUGCUGUAACUGCUGGUGUAAAAAACUUGUUGUCUAGUGCUCAUCAGGUUGCUCUGACAAGAACGGUUGAUGCACUAAUGGAGGGCAAACCAAAUCCCGAAAUUGAUUCUUAUCUUGUUUUCGAUCCUCGUGCUCCAAAGUCAGCCUCUGGAUCAAGUAGCAGCCACCUGAAAGGACCAUUCAAAGAAGCUAUCAUAUUUAUGAUCGGUGGUGGAAAUUAUGUAGAGCACGGGAGCUUGCAAGAUCUUGCACACAGUCAGCAGCCAGUCAAGCAUGUCAUUUAUGGAGCAACAGAAAUCCUCACGGGAGGUGAGUUUGUCGAGCAGCUUGCUGUACUCGGAAAGAAGAUGGGAUUAGGAAGCAGUGAGAUUGCUCCAGCCGUUAAAUAGAUGCUUACACGUAUUUUUCACUUGAGCAAACUUUGUGUGAUUUUGAGGAUAUAGUGGGCAUAUUCUUGAAGCUGCCGAGAGGAUGGCUGCGGGAAUUCUUCUAUGGUGAUUUUCUUAAUCUUGUUCCUGAAACGUGAUGCAAGAAAAUGUUUUUAUCUUGAUCGAAGUGAGUGUUUUUGCCAUACUUUACCAUUAAACCUUGAAUUUUACGUUUAGAUCUGUAUAUGAUUUAUUUCUAUUUUGUUGGGACAUUAAUGUGCUGCCUUAGUUUUUUUGAAUUAUGUAUAAGAGGUAUAAGAGAUAGAUGAGCUAUCCAGAAGAGAGUUGAGAAGAUUUAUUUAUUUAAUUUUUAUGUGGUUGAAGAAAUUUUAA